Messenger RNA from Rhizopus microsporus ATCC 52813, 654 nucleotides. RefSeq names its product snare-like protein. Bases 1 to 654 code for a protein of 217 amino acids. The record is from RefSeq and is a predicted model, not a curated record. The transcript has 4 exons. Gene Ontology annotation, biological process: endoplasmic reticulum to Golgi vesicle-mediated transport; vesicle fusion with Golgi apparatus; retrograde vesicle-mediated transport, Golgi to endoplasmic reticulum. Gene Ontology annotation, molecular function: SNAP receptor activity. Lineage: Eukaryota; Fungi; Mucoromycota; Mucoromycetes; Mucorales; Rhizopodaceae. Gene Ontology annotation, cellular component: endoplasmic reticulum membrane; ER to Golgi transport vesicle membrane; SNARE complex.
AUGGUCAAGACUACACUUAUUGCAAGAGUAGCAGACGGCCUUCCGUUGGCUGCUAGUAUGGAUGAUGAACAGGUUGAGACGGAAUUAGCUGAUUAUAAACAACAAGCAAAGACCAUAUUCAAAAGGCUCAAUACCAACUCUGAACCGAGAUGUUCUAUCGAAUCAGGCAAAUACGUGUUUCAUUAUAUUAUUGAAUCAAGUGUUUGUUACCUCUGUAUUUGUGAUCAAUCUUAUCCUCGUAAACUCGCCUUCAGUUAUUUAGAAGAACUUGCCAAAGAAUUCAACAUGAGUUAUGGAAAUGAAGUAGAAAAGCCAGGCCUUAGGCCCUAUGCAUUUGUUAAAUUUGACACUUUUAUGCAAAAGACAAAGAGAAUCUAUCAAGACACAAGGACUCAGAGCAAUUUGGCCAAACUGAACGAAGACUUGCAGGAUGUGACACGUAUUAUGACAAAGAAUAUGGAGGAUUUAUUGUGGCGUGGAGAUAGUUUGGAUCGUAUGAGCACAAUAUCAGGUGAACUCAAGGAUAGUGCCAAGAUGUUUAAGGACAAGGCGCGUCAUUUGAACUUACAGGCACUUUACCGAAAGUAUGGCCCACCUGUAGCUAUUGCCACGUUUAUUUUAUUUGUUCUUCUUAUUCGCUAUUAUUGGUUUUAA